Moesziomyces aphidis is the source of this 3054-nucleotide messenger RNA. NCBI's taxonomy places the organism in Eukaryota, Fungi, Basidiomycota, Ustilaginomycetes, Ustilaginales, Ustilaginaceae. The record is from the annotation of a GenBank genome assembly.
AUGAGUUCGCCAUCGCAGCACACCAGCACCAACAAUGCAUUCGUCACCCUCCUGACCUCCGACCACUACCUGCCCGGCGCACUCGUUCUCGCCGAGUCGCUUCGCAUCAGCCAUGGACACGCCAGGAAGGGCAAGGCACGCGCCGGCACUUCGCGAAGCGCAGCCACCACCGACUUUCAGGUGGUGGCGCUCAUCACCCCAGAUACGCUCUCGGUGCAGUCCAUCAAGGCGUUGCGGCGAAGCGGUCUGUUCGAUUGGAUCGUAGGUGUCGAGCCCAUCGGCUUCCGUCAGAUUCUCUCCUCUUCCACCCAUGCUCCCACCACCGUCACGACCGGCAUCAGCGGCAGCAGCACGGCGCGCGACGCCGCAGUGCUCGACUCGGAGCUCGACGCAAAGAUCCGCGAUAUGGAGAGGAAUCUUGGCUUGCUCGGCCGUCCCGAUCUCACCAACACCCUCACCAAACUCCACGCCUGGAGGCUGGGUCGCGACUCGGCACUUCUCGUGGCCCAAGCCGCCUCUCCCGUCGAUGGCAGCGAUCAGAAGUGGCUCGGAUUCGACAAGCUCGUCUUCCUCGACGCCGACACCCUCGUCCUGCGCCCCAUCGACCACCUCUUUCGUCUCGGAUCCAGCGUCCACUUCGCCGCGGCUCCAGACACAGGCUGGCCCGAUGCCUUCAACAGCGGCGUCAUGAUGCUCACACCCUCCACCGACACAUUCGAAGCGAUACGCUCGUUUGCUCGUACGACUGGCUCUUGGGACGGCGCCGAUCAGGGCCUCCUCAACGACUUCUACGGCUCCGACGAUAGCUCGGCUUCUCUCCCAGACGAGGCACAAUCGCCCGAUACGUCCUCAGCGCCAGGCGGGGGCUGGAAGAGGCUCAGCUUCCGAUACAACGUCACCAGUCACGGAGGAUAUACGUUUGCGCCGGCAUAUCAGCGCUACGGCCAAAACAUCAACAUCGUCCACUUUAUCGGUCAACACAAGCCGUGGAACCGGCCCAGGCCACAUGGAAGCGCUCAGCCCAAUCCUCUCGUGGCACCACGCGAUCUCGACAGCCAGCCCAUCACGCCAGAUCAGCCUGACUACCUGCUUGCCCUCUGGCACAGCGCCUUCGCCUCUCUCUAUCCGUCCUCGGGCUCCGCAUCGCCGGACAGCGAGAUCGAGAUCGUACACACCGAACGCGGGGUCGAGGUGGUCGAGCGCAGAAACUUCACCGUGCCCACCUAUCACGCCGUCUGGGACGCCGAGGCGCGCGAAGAAGAUGUCUCCUCGUCGGGGCUUGGCUUUGGUAUUCCUGUAGCUGCCUGCGAGUCUGCUCCUGCGCAGCCGCGCGCGCACCAGCAUUGGGAAGCCUCGUAUGCCAGCUUACCGCUCGACGGCAGAAGCUCGCUCAUCCCGCCCGUGCCCGAGGUGGCUCGUACGCCCUCGCCGCCCACACCGACACAGGAGAGCAUCGACGCCGAGUUGCGGUCGCGCGACGCAAGUCCGGCGCAGCCCAUCCCUGUUCCGGUAUCCAGCAUUCAGCACGGCAGUGCCGCGAACAAGGGCGAUGAAGACGACAGCGAUACGUCGCCGCAGCACUACUCUCCGCCCAAGCUCUCGUGGAACCCCGCCCACGGGCCUCCGCCGACCGGGUCGGGCGCCGCGCUGUACCAGAUGCGCGUCCCCAUCGAUGCCUACUACGCAAACAUCUGGGAUGCAGGCCAAAAGACGCCGCGCACGCUCGCCGAGCAGAAGGCGGCUGGACGCCAGCGCGGCGGGCCGGGAUACAUCCCCUCGCAGCUGCGCCGCGACCAUGUCUUUGACAACUUGGGCUCGCACAAGCCGGACGCGAGCAAGGUCAAGCCCAUCUUUCCCUGGGAGACGCAGCAGCGCACGCCGACGGCGCCCACGCGCGUCUUUCCCGACGAGCCGCGGCGGUCGCCCCCGCCAAGUGCCGACACCACGCCAAAGAUGGGCAGCACCCAGCAGAGCAACAAUGGAGCCUUUGCGGCGUCGGUUGUGUCUGCUCCGGCAGUAUCGAGGCCGAGGGGGUUGCCGGCAAAUUUGUCCUUCGUCAAUGCUUGGGACCAGGCGGGUGCGAUUGGCAACUUUGCCAAUGCAUGGAAUCGACGCGCGAAUCCCGCCUCGCCGAAUCGACGUCGAGCGGCCGAGACGGGCAACCGAGAGGCUGCACGGGACAAUGGCGCUGCGAGGCAGACCGAGCCGCGCCAGCGGGCGGAAGUUCAGCGCGUCGGUUCGCCCCAGGCAAGCUUUCGACCGGCGUACGGGGCUGAGCGCCGAGCGAGCAUGGAGGAGGUGACCGAUGCGCGCGACGGCGAAGCGAGCGACAGCCGCGACGGCGACGACGAGUCGUCCUCCGGCGAAGAAUCGUCGGGCAACGAAGGUGUCUCGCAGGUGGUGGAGGGAGCUAGAGAUGGCACCCCGUCGCCGACGAAUUCGAGGCAGGCAGGGUGGCCGCGCGAAGGACCCGGGAGAGGGUACAUGCGCAAGGCGGAGAACUCGGUGUACGCGCAGAUGCACGCCACGCCGCGCAGUCCGCGCAUGACCUCGCGCGUGCUCUCGUACACUUCGACGGCCACCGAGGGUGAAGGGCGCAGUGGACGGGUGUCGGGAUCGAGCACGGCGUCCGAGGCGGCAGCGAGGCAGCGCGCCAAGGACCGCAUUCGUCCGGACGGCUGGAUCUCGACGGGCUCGGGAAGCGGUAUGAGCAGUCCGCCGUAUGGUGGGUGGCACCAGGCAGAGAUGACAGCAGCAUCGCUGCGCGGGAUUCCCGGCAUGCGCGCCGGACAGGCACAUGUGCGUAGGAGGCAUGAACCUACCUCGUCGAACGACUCGCUCUCGGAAGAGUCGCGAUCCGCCUCCCCCACUGCCCUCAUCGCUCAGCCCCUACCAGCGGUCCGAGGUCAGGUGGUGCCACCGUCGCCACCGAGCUUGGAGGAACCUUUCAGUUCGAGCCCUCGCAAUACGCGCGCCGAACUCUCGCAGCACGCACGUACCCACCUGCACGCAAGGAGGGCCCACAACUUCCCCCAUGCGCCCCAUGCGCAGUAG